ACAAAAGGAAAGAGAGAAGGAGAACGAGAUUAAGAAGAAGUUUAAGAUAACUGGUCAGGAAGAAGCUAUGUACCAGGCGACAGUGAUGGUAGCCUCUAAAGGACGUAAGGACAACCUCUCUGUGAAGAACGGGGACAUCAUCGGCAUCAUACGGACCACAAACUGCCCCAAAGGAAAAUGGUUGGCCAGGGACAAAAACAACACAUACGGGUACAUCUCGGUGAGCCAGGUGGAGCUGGACAUUAAGGAGAUGUUGGUGAUUGGGAAAAUGGCUUCUCAGGCAAUCAGCAAGAAGGACAUCAGCCACCCACUAGAACAGGGAAGAGAGAUGGCCAGCAGGACCUCCAGUCACUAUCCCCAACAGGAAGACACAGGAAGCUUCACAGACGACAGCGAGGAGUGGACGUGCGAUGAUGAUGAUGAACCCCACUCCUACCCCAAAGAGGAGCCCACAGAAAUCAGUGGUCACGUCCGCACGAUGUCUAUGCCGGAGAUGGGAACCAAAGAAGAGCCUAUCUUCCAACACCAGCACACACUCAGUGAAACCACAACAGAUGGCAUGGACAUACAGGCGGGACAUGAAGCACUUCAGAAGCUUGUCACUUUCUUCCACAACCCUGUUGUAGAGGAACCAAUGAAAUGUUCCCCUCAAAUACCUGAAGAACCUAAACCUAAAGCGACCUGCGAGGAUCAAAAAGGACCAGAGCCAGAGCAUCUGCAUGAUGUGGAAGCCAUUUUGGAGAAUACGGACACAGUAAUUCUUCCACCUCCUGACCUGUAUGCUGACGUCAAUAUGUGAUGCUUAGUAAACUAACUAACUUCUACAGCUCAAGAACAGUGGAAGAAUGGUGAGGUGGUCAGUUGUUGAGUGUCACUCUUCUCUGUGAAAAUCCCUCGGACAACGGAGACAUGAAGCACCUGCCGGGAAAAUCUGCAAUCAGAUGGACUAUUUUUCGGUUUUAUAAUUUGGUUUAUGGCCCGGAUUUAAUCCGAACGCUCUAGUCAACAACAGAGCUUCCACCUUUUCUGGAAUCGCUUUCAAGAUUAUUGGGAAAUGACCUUCUAAUGUUGAGAGCUACAGGGUGAUUUUGGACUGAAUCCUUUCUGCUGUCACCCCAGGACAAUAAGAUGAAUAUCUAAACUAAGUUAAGUUUUAUACAAAGACAAUGAUAGGAUACCAUGCAUGCAUUGGUAGAGGUUCCACUGUAUCAUCUUUUUUUACCGGUGUUUGUGUAUUAAGUUGCUAUAACGAAUUGACAGGCUGUAUCAACAUUUGCCUCAAAUGACACCAUAUUUGCCAUGUGUCGCACAAACCUUCACAUAAGGGAGCUCUAGUCAGAAGUGGGUCACUACACACAGAGCAAGAUGGCUGCCAUAUGGGAUUUGUCUAAUGUCUGUGUGUAUAUGUAUGUUUGU
Messenger RNA from Esox lucius (northern pike), 1416 nucleotides. RefSeq lists its product as uncharacterized. Gene Ontology annotation, molecular function: protein binding. The record is from RefSeq and is a predicted model, not a curated record. Gene Ontology annotation, cellular component: plasma membrane. Lineage: Eukaryota; Metazoa; Chordata; Actinopteri; Esociformes; Esocidae. Bases 68 to 799 code for a protein of 243 amino acids. The transcript has 11 exons. Gene Ontology annotation, biological process: integrin-mediated signaling pathway; T cell receptor signaling pathway; protein localization to plasma membrane.